Messenger RNA from Penicillium maclennaniae, 1524 nucleotides. Its product is annotated as RNA polymerase II-binding domain-containing protein. Gene Ontology annotation, biological process: intracellular calcium ion homeostasis. NCBI's taxonomy places the organism in Eukaryota, Fungi, Ascomycota, Eurotiomycetes, Eurotiales, Aspergillaceae. Bases 1 to 1524 code for a protein of 507 amino acids. The transcript is spliced from 3 exons. Gene Ontology annotation, cellular component: perinuclear region of cytoplasm. The record is from RefSeq and is a predicted model, not a curated record.
AUGACAUCCCAUCAGAUCGCUAUUGCGAAGGCGGCCUUUUCUGCUGGCCUCUUACGCCCCGAUCCUUCAUCAGUCCCUCGAGAUGAUAUCGCCGCCUUCCACUCCCACCUUGAACGCGCCUUGUCACAUUGCUCCCCGGCAAACAUCCAGACCUGCAAAGCAUGGCUACUCAACUUUGUGCUCUCCUCUUCCAAUCGGGUAGGAGGACUGGCAAAGUACCUGGUGGCAUUGGCGGAAUCUUUUGAUGAAGCUCCAGCAGGCGCUAAGCCGAAGCCUUCGUUGAAGCGUCGCCGGCUCCACAUCCUCUAUCUUCUCAAUGAUUUGUUACACCACAGCAAGUAUCACUUGGACAGCACCGCAAUCUUCUCCACGGUGAGCGGGUCCUUGCAGCCAUUCAUGAUCGACCUACUCGGCCACGCUGCAGCCUACGAUCAGCAUAAGCACCCCCGACAUCAUCGCCGCCUAAAUGAUUUACUUGAUAUCUGGUCUGAGCACGGAUAUUUUGGUCCCGAUCUGCUCCACAGGCUGCGGGAAGUGGUGAAGCACUCGGCCUCCACGGGAGGGGCCCCAUCAUCGAACGAUGUCUUGGCCAGCGAAGCAGAUGCGGCCAAGAAGUUGCCCGGGAAGGAUGCACCAUUCAUCAUGCCAUCGACUCAUGGUGACCCGUCAACACCGUACUACGAUCUUCCGGCCGGCAAUCUGAUCCCCCACAUCAUCCCGAACUCGACUAUCCCUCUUCACGCCGAUUCCAUCAAGCCGCUUCAAUUUCUCGCUGGUCCCGCAGAUGAGAGUCUGGUACAGGCUCUCAAGGGAUUUUUGAAGGAUGUGGACUUGAUCUACGGAAAUGAGGAGCUCGUCAAGGAUAAUGGGAAUAUCGAUAUUGAUGAGCUAGGCCAGAGGAUCGUGCGGGACGAGAUCACCGGGGACAUUCUGGAUGGUGAGACAUACUACGGCUGGUCACGAGCAUUCUGCCAGCAGAUGAAAAAGCGAGGACCCGAGGGUACUCGCAGUCGCAGUCGCAGCCGCAGCCGCAGCCGCAUCGAAUAUCCCGAUCGCGGAGCCAGUCUCCGGCAGGUAGACGUGAGGCUCGGUUCGGAUCGUCGUCCAGAAGCCGUUCCCGCAGAUUGGCUGGCCGCGAAAGCCCAUAUUCAGCGCGUCAAGCAUCACCACCUCAGCAGCCUCAACAGCCUCAUUUCCCCCCUCCCCACCAAGCUUCACAUGCUCACCCCCCCUCCAGCAUACCCUCAUUCACAGUAUGCUCCUUUGGGAACCAAUGUGCCUCCCCCACCUCCACAAUACCCCGGCUGGCCACCUGCCCCACCCCCACAGUUCCCGAACAUGGCCUUUCCCCCACCCGGAUCUGGCAUCAACCCUCCAGCCUUUCCUCCCUCCUUCCCCGGACAUUCUAUGCCUGUGCCUCCAGGAUCGCCUCUCCCUCCUGGACAGUAUCACUUCCCUCCGCCUCAUCCUGGUGGGCAGCAGGGUGCCCCUUGGGGGCCUCCUGGCGGACGAAGUUGGCGAUAG